GCACUGGCGUCGAUGCUUGUGAUGUACUCGCUCUAACACGGAUGAAGGCCCCAUGGAGGGCGCAGUCGCUUUCAACACUUGUUUGGGUACUUACAGACACUCGCUUCGACACAGAUUUAGAGCACUAGCAUGGCAACUCGGUUCCGCAUUGGCUUGCAAUUUCGCUUUCAACACUGCUUUCGGCACUGGCGUCUACCACUUGAGGGCUUCUGCACUGGCGUCGAUACUCGUGCUGUAUUCCCUUCGACACUGGUUGAGAC
Mucor mucedo is the source of this 260-nucleotide messenger RNA. RefSeq lists its product as uncharacterized. The transcript has a single exon. The record is from RefSeq and is a predicted model, not a curated record. The annotation marks the transcript as partial. Lineage: Eukaryota; Fungi; Mucoromycota; Mucoromycetes; Mucorales; Mucoraceae.